AUGAUAGACGAUUAAAUAAAAGACAAGUUUACUUCAACUAAACCAAACAUUCCUGAUGAAGCAGAGUUUGUUAUAGCAACACCAUAAAUAAUAGUUCCAGAGAAAUUAGUAUAACCAACUGGAUAAGUGGGUCCAGCAAGGCCAUCAAGUGAAGAAAGUUAUUCAUCUGAUGAAGAAGUUUUUGAGCCUGAUUAUGAGCCAAUUCAAAAAUAAGUUAAAGUGAAUGAAAAUGAUGGAAUAAGGAUAAAUAGAGAUUCUGCUGAAAGAAAAAAGUAAAAUUUCUAAGAUGAAGAUGAUGAUUAUAUUGAUCCUGCUGCAUUAGCUAGAGAUCCUGCAUUAAGAGAGGCAGUUGAAGCAUAAGCAGCAAAAAAAGCUCUUUUAAAAUUCAAACCUUAAAAUGAAGAAUUGCCUUCUAUGGAACUUUAAAAGGAGAGAUUAGCUACUUUUCCUAUAACACAUUAAUUAUUAAUAAAAGGACAUACUAAAUAAGCAACAGCAAUUGGCAUAGAUAAUGCUGGUUCAAGAUUAGUUACAGGAGCAUAUGAUUGUGUAGUUAGAUUUUGGGACUUUUAUGGUAUGGAUAAGAAUACACAUAGCUUUAGAUUGGUUACACCAUAUGAAGGGAAUUAAGUGAAUUAAAUAAGUUGGGCAAAGGAUGGAAAAAAUGUAUUGAUAAUUUGUGCUGAUGCAUAAGCAUGUGUAUUAGAUAGAGAAGGAAAGAGAACUAUGGAUACUCAUAGAGGAGAUAUGUAUAUUCGAGACAUUUUAAAAACUAUUGGACAUACAGCAGCCAUAAAUUCUGGUUGUUUUCAUCCAGAUUUUAGUGAUGUCUUUGUUACUUGUAGUGAUGAUGGAACAGUAAGGAUUUGGGAUAUGACUAAAAAACUUUAUGGAGUUGCAUAAUGUUUAACUCAUAAAGAUGCUGUUAAAUGUGUAGAUAAAACAGGUCAUAAAGUAUUAGUACAAUGUGUAACAAUAAGAGGAAGACUUUUGUUAUGUGCUUGUAGUGAUAAUACUAUAAAAGCUUAUGAAGUCAAUUAAAAUUGUAGAGAAAUUAAAAAAAGACCAUUAUUUAUUAUACAAGAUGCUCAUAAAGGAUUUGUUACUAAAAUUAAAAUUUUAGCUGAUUAAAAACGAUUUAUUACAUAGAGUGUUGAUAAUACUAUAAAACUUUGGGAAACUACAAAUACUAAUCAUCAUAUUUAUCUAUAAUAUUGUAAUAUUAAUAGAUUUCCACCAACAAGAUUUGAUUUAAAUUUUAAUGAAAGUAUACUUGUAACAGCUCAUCACACUUUUAAAGAUGGAUAUCAUAUAGUAGGACCAACUGAAUUAUUAUUCUUAAAUGUUAAUGAUUUAAGUAUUAAUUGUAGAGUUUAGUUAUUUGAUUAAGCUAUUACAGAAGUUUUAUGGCAUCCAACAUUAAAUUAAAUAUUUUUAGGAAGUGAUGAUGGUCAUGUUAGAGCAUUGUUUAAUCCUAAAUUAAGUUAAAAAGGAGCUUUAUUAGCAACAAAUAGAGCAGUAAAAUUUGUUCAUGCUGAAAAUAUGGAACUUGAAAGACAUGUUUUAAUUCCUGAAAAUUUAUAUAUUUUUAAAGUAAGUGAAACAGUUCAUGGAGGAAUGAAAAUUGUUGAAGAAANUUAGCUAGAGAUCCUGCAUUAAGAGAGGCAGUUGAAGCAUAAGCAGCAAAAAAAGCUCUUUUAAAAUUCAAACCUUAAAAUGAAGAAUUGCCUUCUAUGGAACUUUAAAAGGAGAGAUUAGCUACUUUUCCUAUAACACAUUAAUUAUUAAUAAAAGGACAUACUAAAUAAGCAACAGCAAUUGGCAUAGAUAAUGCUGGUUCAAGAUUAGUUACAGGAGCAUAUGAUUGUGUAGUUAGAUUUUGGGACUUUUAUGGUAUGGAUAAGAAUACACAUAGCUUUAGAUUGGUUACACCAUAUGAAGGGAAUUAAGUUAAUUAGAUAAGUUGGGCAAAGGAUGGAAAAAAUGUAUUGAUAAUUUGUGCUGAUGCAUAAGCAUGUGUAUUAGAUAGAGAAGGAAAGAGAACUAUGGAUACUCAUAGAGGAGAUAUGUAUAUUCGAGACAUUUUAAAAACUAUUGGACAUACAGCAGCCAUAAAUUCUGGUUGUUUUCAUCCAGAUUUUAGUGAUGUCUUUGUUACUUGUAGUGAUGAUGGAACAGUAAGGAUUUGGGAUAUGACUAAAAAACUUUAUGGAGUUGCAUAAUGUUUAACUCAUAAAGAUGCUGUUAAAUGUGUUGAUAAAACAGGUCAUAAAGUAUUAGUACAAUGUGUAACAAUAAGAGGAAGACUUUUGUUAUGUGCUUGUAGUGAUAAUACUAUAAAAGCUUAUGAAGUCAAUUAAAAUUGUAGAGAAAUUAAAAAAAGACCAUUAUUUAUUAUACAAGAUGCUCAUAAAGGAUUUGUUACUAAAAUUAAAAUUUUAGCUGAUUAAAAACGAUUUAUUACAUAGAGUGUUGAUAAUACUAUAAAACUUUGGGAAACUACAAAUACUAAUCAUCAUAUUUAUCUAUAAUAUUGUAAUAUUAAUAGAUUUCCACCAACAAGAUUUGAUUUAAAUUUUAAUGAAAGUAUACUUGUAACAGCUCAUCACACUUUUAAAGAUGGAUAUCAUAUAGUAGGACCAACUGAAUUAUUAUUCUUAAAUGUUAAUGAUUUAAGUAUUAAUUGUAGAGUUUAGUUAUUUGAUUAAGCUAUUACAGAAGUUUUAUGGCAUCCAACAUUAAAUUAAAUAUUUUUAGGAAGUGAUGAUGGUCAUGUUAGAGCAUUGUUUAAUCCUAAAUUAAGUUAAAAAGGAGCUUUAUUAGCAACAAAUAGAGCAGUAAAAUUUGUUCAUGCUGAAAAUAUGGAACUUGAAAGACAUGUUUUAAUUCCUGAAAAUUUAUAUAUUUUUAAAGUAAGUGAAACAGUUCAUGGAGGAAUGAAAAUUGUUGAAGAAAAGAAAAGUGUUAAAGAUUAACCAAGAAAGCCUGAACCUCCAUAAAAAGGUCCAGGAAAAGGAGGAAAAAGAUCAGGACCAGCUACAUUAACAUAAAAUUUGAUGAGCACAUUAAAUGAUAGACCAGAAAAAGAAGAUGUUGUUGAAGAAUUAACAAAAUUGGAUGCUAUUACCAAAGCAAAUCCNUAGUUACAGGAGCAUAUGAUUGUGUAGUUAGAUUUUGGGACUUUUAUGGUAUGGAUAAGAAUACACAUAGCUUUAGAUUGGUUACACCAUAUGAAGGGAAUUAAGUUAAUUAGAUAAGUUGGGCAAAGGAUGGAAAAAAUGUAUUGAUAAUUUGUGCUGAUGCAUAAGCAUGUGUAUUAGAUAGAGAAGGAAAGAGAACUAUGGAUACUCAUAGAGGAGAUAUGUAUAUUCGAGACAUUUUAAAAACUAUUGGACAUACAGCAGCCAUAAAUUCUGGUUGUUUUCAUCCAGAUUUUAGUGAUGUCUUUGUUACUUGUAGUGAUGAUGGAACAGUAAGGAUUUGGGAUAUGACUAAAAAACUUUAUGGAGUUGCAUAAUGUUUAACUCAUAAAGAUGCUGUUAAAUGUGUUGAUAAAACAGGUCAUAAAGUAUUAGUACAAUGUGUAACAAUAAGAGGAAGACUUUUGUUAUGUGCUUGUAGUGAUAAUACUAUAAAAGCUUAUGAAGUCAAUUAAAAUUGUAGAGAAAUUAAAAAAAGACCAUUAUUUAUUAUACAAGAUGCUCAUAAAGGAUUUGUUACUAAAAUUAAAAUUUUAGCUGAUUAAAAACGAUUUAUUACAUAGAGUGUUGAUAAUACUAUAAAACUUUGGGAAACUACAAAUACUAAUCAUCAUAUUUAUCUAUAAUAUUGUAAUAUUAAUAGAUUUCCACCAACAAGAUUUGAUUUAAAUUUUAAUGAAAGUAUACUUGUAACAGCUCAUCACACUUUUAAAGAUGGAUAUCAUAUAGUAGGACCAACUGAAUUAUUAUUCUUAAAUGUUAAUGAUUUAAGUAUUAAUUGUAGAGUUUAGUUAUUUGAUUAAGCUAUUACAGAAGUUUUAUGGCAUCCAACAUUAAAUUAAAUAUUUUUAGGAAGUGAUGAUGGUCAUGUUAGAGCAUUGUUUAAUCCUAAAUUAAGUUAAAAAGGAGCUUUAUUAGCAACAAAUAGAGCAGUAAAAUUUGUUCAUGCUGAAAAUAUGGAACUUGAAAGACAUGUUUUAAUUCCUGAAAAUUUAUAUAUUUUUAAAGUAAGUGAAACAGUUCAUGGAGGAAUGAAAAUUGUUGAAGAAAAGAAAAGUGUUAAAGAUUAACCAAGAAAGCCUGAACCUCCAUAAAAAGGUCCAGGAAAAGGAGGAAAAAGAUCAGGACCAGCUACAUUAACAUAAAAUUUGAUGAGCACAUUAAAUGAUAGACCAGAAAAAGAAGAUGUUGUUGAAGAAUUAACAAAAUUGGAUGCUAUUACCAAAGCAAAUCCACAAUAUGUUGCAUAGGCAUAUAAAUAUACAUAACCUGAUUAAAUAUUCGACUACUCUACAAAUUAAUAAUAAGAACACACCUUCUUAUCCUCAAUCAAAAAAAUAUGUCCUCAUUGUGGUAUGAAGAUUUGUGCUUGUAAAAGAAAAGUAGUUUGA
Messenger RNA from Paramecium pentaurelia, 4591 nucleotides. The record is from the annotation of a GenBank genome assembly. Lineage: Eukaryota; Ciliophora; Oligohymenophorea; Peniculida; Parameciidae.